AUGGAUGUAUCAGCUGUCAUACGAGUCUGUACCUCAAAAUCAGCUGAUCGGCGUGUUUGGUCUGGUCGUCUGGUCAGGGCCGGUCGACGCAAUGUCAAUUGCCUUGUUGGUGAUCAGGGUUCACUUAGCUACAGUCAAGCCACCCCUUGCCUGACAGACAAGUUGAGCCUCCGCAACAGCAUGAGCUUGACCGACUUGCAGCAGUGUAAUCCGAAGGAUUACGUAUUCUUCACUGGCCUCGCUUUUUAUGACAGGCUACAGGCGCUUUUGAGAUUAUCAUUUGACCUGGCAACGGCGAAUGCGGCUGUAGAGAAGGACAAAAGAGGAGAACGGAGGCAGAAGUGCACAAGAGAGUUUGUUCACUUUCUGAACGAAGCUGACAAGUGUAUCUUAACGAAUCCGAUUAGAACUGUCCUUGAGUAUGCUGGAAUAACUAUAAAUUGA
Messenger RNA from Protopolystoma xenopodis, 444 nucleotides. NCBI's taxonomy places the organism in Eukaryota, Metazoa, Platyhelminthes, Monogenea, Polystomatidea, Polystomatidae. The record is from the annotation of a GenBank genome assembly.